AGCCUAGCGAACGGACUGACAAAAUAUGCUGGCGCUAUGUACGUUGACGAUCUCGCUGAUGUUGCUGCUGCUGCUUCCGGAUGAGUCGCAUUCCAUGGCCAUUACUAAUGGGCACUGUCAGAAGAACAUCAGCGUCAAGUACCAAGUGCCGGUGACCAAGACCAAGACCAGGCUGUUGGCCAAUGUAAGUGCUGCGGAUGCGGAUGCAGUUGCCGAGCAGUAUGUGGUGUAUGAGGAGCGCGUGCGCUGGGACACUGUGCAGGUCUGCUGUCCGGGCUAUCGCACCAUUAUCUUUGGCUUCUGUGAACCCAUUUGCGUGGAGGCGUGCCCCGCCCACAGCUACUGCGUGGAGCCGAACAAGUGCCACUGCAUGCGUGGCUACGAGCACUCGCAUCAUGCCAACAAGCAGCAUCAGUUCAGCUGUCGUCCGAUCUGCGCCGGCGGCUGUCCGGAGCACAGUCAUUGUGUGUACCACAACGAGUGCGAGUGUCGUCCUGGCUACAAGGAUAUGAGCAGCUGGUUCAGUCUGCAGCUGCGCUGCGAGCGUGUGCAGUGUGGCCAGGAGCAGCGCUACGAUACGCACCGACGUGCCUGCGUCAAGAUCGAGAUGAGCAUGGAGGAGCUAAUGCAGAAAGUGGCCGAACGCUUGGCCCAGGGACUGGAGGCGGCAACUGAGGCGGUUUCAGAGUAAUUCAAUUUUAUAAAAUCAACUUUAUUGUUGUAAUAAUUCAAACAAUCGAAUAUAUCCCGUCGUUUCAGUAAAUAAAACAAUUUGUCUCAUAUAAUAAUUGUAGGCUUACACACUAAAUAAUUAACUAAAUAGUUAUGGAAAAGCUGUAGGCAAGCUAUCAGCGCAACUUCAUCAACAAGCUCGCACUCAUACCAACUGAGUAGCGUGAAUAAUUAAUUAUUAUAAACAAUUUCUAGAUACAAUCUAUAAGCAUAGGCUGGCUGGCACUCGAAGGCUUUGGGAAAAGUCUCUUAAAUUCAUUUUCAAUUUAAAGCUCAAGUUAGGCUGCUCUCUCUCUCACUUUCUCUCUAUUUCGUUAGGGUUUUU
Molecule: messenger RNA, 1057 nt
Organism: Drosophila busckii
Lineage: Eukaryota; Metazoa; Arthropoda; Insecta; Diptera; Drosophilidae
Product: epidermal growth factor-like protein 8
Exons: 1
Coding region: 26-691 (221 amino acids)
Source: RefSeq, a predicted model, not a curated record